Molecule: messenger RNA, 6121 nt
Organism: Candoia aspera
Lineage: Eukaryota; Metazoa; Chordata; Lepidosauria; Squamata; Candoiidae
Gene: DGCR8
Product: DGCR8 microprocessor complex subunit
Exons: 14
Coding region: 470-2791 (773 amino acids)
Biological process (GO): primary miRNA processing
Cellular component (GO): microprocessor complex
Molecular function (GO): primary miRNA binding; heme binding; identical protein binding
Source: RefSeq, a predicted model, not a curated record
GGAGACGUUUAAAGAUGGCGGCGGCCGGGAGAAGGCGGCUUCGCUGAGCGGGCGGGGAGAAACAGCCGCGGCUGCGGAGGAGAGAAGGCGGCCGCCUUCCCUCGCGCCCGCUUGGGGCUAGGCGGACGCGGAAGAGAGCGCGAGGAGCAGUAGAGACGCGGCGGGCAUGGCCCAGGUUGAAAGAAGUAAAGGAGACCUACGGCAGCUGGCGAAGAGGCUCUUAACUCGGACAUCAGCUAUUUAAGCUGAAUGCAUUGUGAUUUCCAGUAAUUGAGACAGUGAUUCUGAAAGCUGUCCACAUUAAUGAAAAGAACAAUGUAGUCAGCUUAACUGAACCAUCAGUGUUGCCUAUUGAAUAAAGCAUGACAGAUCCUAUCUUGGUGGACUUCUGCAUGUGAGGAACAUAGAUUUCUAUACCCUUUCGUUUAAAACUUUGUGGGUCCCCCCCUCCAUUUGGUAAGUUUUAGUUAUGGAGAAUUACGAAAAUACUCCUCCCCUUCCAAAAGAGCCAGCAACUGAAGUGACUAUGGAGAACCCUUCUUGUCCCCCACCAUUGCCGCCCAACGAACAGCCUCCACCACCUCCCCUGCAAACGUCCAGUGACGCAGAGGUAAUGGACGUUGGCUCUGGCGGUGAUGGACAGUCAGCUACCCCUGCUGGGGACGCCCACGCUGUCAACAGACUACAGCUUCUCACAAAGGGAUCUUCGUGCUACCAAAGUCGUCUUAUCAUAGAUCCUAAUAGUGACCAAAGCCCGAGAACUGCUCGACAUGCACCUUCAGUUAGGAAGUUCACUCCCGAUCUUAAGUUGCUUAAAGAUGUAAAGAUUAGUGUUAAUUUCACAGAGAGCUGCAAAAGUAAAGACAGAAAAGUUCUGUACACUGGAGCUGAGCAAGAUUAUGAGGCGGGUUCAGAGUUAGGUAUUCAUGGUGUCAACGGGGAUGUGCAUGCUUGUCCUCUUGGUGGGAGUAGUAGCGGCCAAGCGGCUCACGCCGCUGGUGAAACCGAUGACAAAAAAGAGGAUGACAAUGAUACAGAUCAGGAAAAGCGAGUGGAAUAUGCGGUUUUGGAUGAUUUAGAAGAUUUUACUGACAAUUUGAUGGAAAUAGAUGAAGAAGGAGGGUUUGCAUCUAAAGCGAUCGUUCAGCAAGACAAAGCGGACGAAGAAACCUUGAACUAUUCUUACGAGGAUGAAUUUGAUAAUGAUGUGGAUGCUCUGCUGGAAGAAGGCCUUUGUGUUCCCAAAAAAAGGAGGAUGGAUGAGAAAUAUGGAGGGGAGAGUGACCAUCAGUCUGAUGGAGAAACGACUGUGCAGCCAAUGAUGACCAAAAUAAAAACCGUUCUUAAAAGUCGUGGUCGCCCUCCUACAGAGCCUUUGCCUGAUGGAUGGAUCAUGACAUUCCACAACUCGGGCAUCCCUGUGUACCUGCACAGAGAAUCUCGGGUGGUCACCUGGUCCAGGCCUUAUUUCUUGGGAACAGGAAGCAUCAGGAAACAUGACCCUCCUCUGAGUAGCAUUCCUUGCUUGCAUUAUAAGAAAAUGAAGGAAAAUGAGGAAAGGGAACAAAACAAUGACAUAACCCCAAACGGGGAGGUUUCGCCUGUAAAGCUCAUGGAGAAAUCCCUGGAACUGGAUUGUCAGACGGAGGAGCCGGACUCCACUGCAGCUGAUUCUGGAAUUUCCGAUGAGAGGGAUCCAUCGGGGGGAGACGCAGCCCAGGGAGCCCUGGGACAGGUGAAGGCCAAAGUUGAAGUGUGCAAAGAUGAGUCAGUAGAUAUUGAAGAUUUCCGGCACUACCUGGAAAAACGUUUUGAUUUUGAGCAAGUGACUGUGAAGAAGUUCAGAACGUGGGCUGAGCGGCGGCAGUUCAACCGUGAGAUGAAGAGGAAGCAGGCGGAAUCUGAGCGGCCUAUUUUGCCAGCCAAUCAGAAACUUAUUACGUUGUCCGUCCAGGACGCGCCCACAAAGAAAGAGUUUGUUAUUAAUCCCAAUGGGAAGUCUGAAGUUUGUAUCCUUCACGAAUAUAUGCAACGAGUCCUAAAAGUUCGACCUGUUUACAAUUUCUUUGAAUGUGAGAACCCAAGCGAGCCUUUCGGAGCAUCAGUUAUUAUUGAUGGAGUGACUUACGGAGCAGGAACUGCCAGCAGCAAGAAACUUGCGAAGAACAAAGCUGCCCGAGCUACUCUGGAGAUCCUCAUCCCUGAUUUUGUUAAGCAGACCUCUGAGGAAAAGCCCAAAGAUAGUGAAGAAUUAGAGUAUUUUAACCAUAUCAGUAUUGAGGACUCACGGGUAUAUGAAUUGACCAGUAAAGCUGGACUCCUGUCUCCAUAUCAGAUCCUUCAUGAGUGCCUUAAAAGAAACCAUGGCAUGGGUGAUACAUCUAUAAAGUUUGAAGUGAUUCCUGGCAAAAAUCAGAAGAGCGAGUACAUUAUGACCUGUGGGAAGCAUACUGUGCGUGGCUGGUGUAAGAAUAAGAGAGUUGGAAAACAGUUGGCUUCCCAGAAAAUCCUUCAGCUGCUUCACCCACAUGUGAAAAACUGGGGUUCUUUAUUGCGCAUGUAUGGCAGAGAGAGCAGUAAGAUGGUUAAGCAGGAAACAUCUGAUAAAAGUGUGAUAGAGCUUCAGCAGUAUGCCAAAAAGAACAAGCCAAAUCUGCACAUUCUGAACAAGCUACAGGAAGAAAUGAGAAAAUUGGCCCAAGAAAGGGAGGAAACACGAAAGAAACCCAAGAUGACAAUUGUAGAGUCUGCUCAGCCUGGCAGUGAGCCUCUCUGUACUGUUGACGUGUAAUCAGAAAGACUAGGAAUUGGAGCAAUAAAACAAGUGGAGAAAGUUAGGGGUUUUGUUUUGUUUUGUUUGUUUGUUUGUUUUUUGGUCAACAAUGUAAGGAAGAAUUGGUUUGCUUCGGAAGACAACCCAACAGUCAAAGCUGCUUCAAACGUGCGUUGCGUUGUUGCAUCGGGGUGACGGCACAAAAUUUUGUAUGUGCUUCUCAAGAUGAUGUUACUCAAGAGGGCAAGAAUCCUCACGGGCAUACAGCAGUCUCGUUCACCAAGGUGGAGCUGAAGCAAACUCCGCAUCCUUUUCAAGAGAAAAUUGUGUUGUCUUCAGUGGGAAUGCUGAAAGAUCACAUUCAGAAUGUUCACGUAAGGCCUGGGACGAAUGUCAAACGCAGGAGCACAGCUGCUCCCGCUCUUACGAACAUGCAGGCGCUUGUUUCCUGAAAGAGUUUCUUAUAUUUCCGCACAGAAUAAUAUGCACCGACAGCACACUUUUGACAGCUAUGUUGGAGGAGAAGGAAGUGUGUGACUUCAUGCCUUAAGGUUAGGCCAGUAGGGUUGCUAGUUAAUGAGUUUUGGCAGGCUUAGAAUUUUUAGCACGAUACACUGAUUAUCAGACAAGAACUGAUAGCAUUCAGCUCUGACAGUUCCAUCUUCUUAAUCAUUUCAUUUGAAACAAACAACAUAGGAAGCUGGGGAUUGUAAGGUAUAUUUCAGUUUCUUUUAGACGAAAACAACGGACUCUGAGAAUCCUGCGUCAUUGCUCUGGAGCUUUUCUUCACGCUAAGUAGGGCUUAUAACCAGGUUUCCCCCACGGUUUAUCAGAGUAACUGUGAAUACAGCAGCAGCGCUCGGCAAGUUGCAUUUUUUUUUUAAUCGUUUCAGUUAAAUUGCAACACUUGGCAUUUUCUCACGACUUGACUGGGAAGUCAGAAAAAUCACUGGAGCCAUUUCAGUUUUUUUUUUUUUUUUAACGCGACUGCCUUUUUGUUUUUGCUUCCUGUUUAGUGCUUGCAGAUUUGGCUCUGGAAACUAUUUGAAUGUAAAUUGAGAUUCAUCAGAGAGGACCCUAAAAAGACCUAAGCAAAUUCUGUGAUUGAAGUAAAGAAUAUGGAUACGUAAAUGUGGUCUACUUAAGACAAACCCUGCUGGUCCAUGGCCAUGGAAUAUUUUUGAGUAGCAAAAACUACUGUGAAAGAAAUCCAUGCAAUUUAAUUUCUCCCCCCCCCCCCCAGUAAGCUUCAACCCUCCUGAAAAACUAAAAGGAUGGAUUGAGGAUCUGGUAUUUCCCCUCUUCCCCCAACGGUCUUGCAUAAGCAACAGACUCCUUGAUGUCCCUUGUUGCUGCAUAUAAAGCAAGCAACGCUAGCAACAAUUUAAUGCUGAUUAACAACACGGCUGCAUUUAGGCUGCGUCUUAAGGGGUGGGUAAUCCAAAAUCCAGGAAACUGCCAGGAACUCAAGAACGAUUUUUUGCUUGGCAUGGUGUGUAUUUGCUCGCUCCAUUUCACGUCACCAGGAAUGACAGUUCAACAUGUCCACGGCUGGUUGCACGCAGUAAUAUUUAAAACCUCUGAAUAAAAUACUGUAUAAUAGCAUUUAUUUUCGCAGGAGGCCGAUCGCUUCAGAGCUCCGGUUGGAGGCUCUGCCAGCAGGAAUCUUGGCUGGAAUAAAGUCCAACGGCUAGAGCACUUGCUUUCACCCCCAGCAACUUGCAAACAAUCUUUCUAGGGCCCUGCGGGUGAAUUUUGGCCCUUUGGAUUUUUUCCCCCGGUAUAUAUUCCCUCAGGUCAUGAUUUACCACAGAAUUAAGCAUGGCGUUAAAUGUAUUGCUUCUGUUCUUUAAAUAGUUCAGCUUCUAAUCUUCACCCUAGUAUUAAGAACACCACAAAUCCAAGUGGAAGUCAGACAUUUCUUUUUUAUACAGAUUUCUUACCGGGGUGGGGGUUGUCGAACAGCACUUUCCCUCAGGGUAAUCUCUCUCUUUCCCCCAAACUCAGAAUGUUUCGCAGGUUCUCUGCAGCCUAUCACAGAUGCCUCCUUCCAGAAGUGUUUUGCCACGUUGAGUAUAUCUUGCUUUAGCCUUACCUGUCGGUACCAGAAUUGAUAAGUGACCACUGCCCUUAAAAACAUCCAGAUGUGUCAUUGUAAACCAAAGGCUAGUACAAGAAGUUAUGCAUCAUUUAAAAAAAAAAAAAAUGCGACCUUUUUGGCAAGACGUUCCAACAAAGUGCAAUAACAGCUGGAACAAACCGCGUACUUACUGUUGUCGCUGUGAAGUAUUUCUUGUCAUUUCUGAUGUUUACUAUGGUUUGAGGUGUAAAGUCUCGCAUUUGCCCCAAAGCACAAGCUGCCACGUCGGAGGAGGAGAGGUCGCAUUCAUUCCAGCGUCUGCAUGAAUACUUGUGCAGUGUGACUCAAGACAUUCAGAACCUUUUCCACAGCCCUUUUAACUUCUUGGGAUUUCAGUUUUAGCAACGCCUAAAAUUAAUUGUUUUCUCCACUCCCCGCUUUCACCCUCAUUAAAUCAGGGCAUUGCUCCGGGUGGGUGUCGCAAUUCUUCACGGCACCAUCCUUCAAAAGUAAGACUUCCUUGCAUUUUAUUCUUUCCUUGAGAAAUGUGAGAAAACUGUCUAAAUGGUAGUACUUGGUCAAGUAAUUUAAUAGUGGAUGCAGGAGAAAAAAAAAGGUCAGAUGCUAUCCUAACUCAGCUAAAAUUUUAAGUCCAAUUACUUGGAUCCUUAACUGCUGGGAACAAUCUCUGCAUGUUCUAACGGUUCUCGUGCAUGCAGAAGCAUUUCAUUCUAGCCCCUUUCCCAUCUCCUCCUAAUCUGCAUUCUUGGUUAUGGUGAAAACUGAAAUAAUUCCCUGUAAUGUCAGUGGGGCGUUCCAAAUUUUAAGCUGGUCUGUCAGUCCUUUGAGCAAUUUGCAGUGAUUAAUUACAGUAUUGUAUUUUGAAAAUGAAUGUGACCAACUCAAUGUUAUUGGGUGCUGUAUGAAUUGUAAGUUGAGUAAUGCAAGUGGUCAGUUGGUUUCCUUAUAAAGUCUCAUCCACUGAGCCUCUGUGUCACGUCUUUUGAGUUACUUAUGUGUUUCCCCCAAAUAUUGGUUUUCAGCAAUAAAGUUUGAAAUCGUGUAAGAGUUGGUGGUUAUCUGAUACUGCUAGACGUAAUUCCUUGGGCUUUUUUUUUAAGUCGCAUCUCCAGGAGAAGCCGUUUUGAAUCAUGCGAUCCAAUUUUCUUCUACCUAGGAUGGUCACGUGAUUGGCAGAACAAAUUUUCUUCCGUCUGUGCAUUUUGUAUGUGAGGGAAGAGAGUUAAAGAGAGGUAUGUUUAGAUGUC